This is a messenger RNA of Penicillium egyptiacum, 585 nucleotides long. Lineage: Eukaryota; Fungi; Ascomycota; Eurotiomycetes; Eurotiales; Aspergillaceae. The record is from the annotation of a GenBank genome assembly.
AUGUCCGAACCAGGUCCAGAAUCCAUCCCCACAAGUGCGGAUCCGCGCAGCAAGCGGCCAACAAAGCGCCGCGCCGUGACACCGCAUUCCGAGGUCGCCAACGAGAUCCAGACACUCUUCAAAGACCCCAGCAAAGACAUCCGACUACCGGAUGCGGUGAAGCCGCGCACCGUGGCAUCCCUCUCGGCGCCGCCGGAGAUCGUCACGAAUGUGCAGGGAUCAUCGGCCGGUGCGGGCUCUGGCGAAUUCCACGUAUAUAAGGCCAGUCGGCGGCGGGAGUAUGAGCGACUGCGGUUGAUGCAGUCUGAGGUGGAUAACGAGAAGUAUAAUGAGACUUGGCAGAAAGAACAAGAGGAGAAGAAGCGCAAGGACGAUGAGAAGACGGAGAAGAAUCGGAGGAGGAGGGAGAAGAAGAAGAAUGCGCGCGGGAAGAAGGGUAAUGGUGGUCAGAAUGAUACUACUCCUAUGGAGGUUUCAGCUGCCCCGGGCUCGAUGGUCACUAUGGAAGACCAGGAUGGAGGCGCUGUUGAUGGCCAGGUGGCCCAGCAGGAAGUUCCUGGCGUCAUUUUCCAUGAUGAAGACUAG